This is a messenger RNA of Trifolium pratense (red clover), 1787 nucleotides long. RefSeq names its product zinc finger CCCH domain-containing protein 16. The record is from RefSeq and is a predicted model, not a curated record. Lineage: Eukaryota; Viridiplantae; Streptophyta; Magnoliopsida; Fabales; Fabaceae. The coding region runs from base 172 to 1449 and encodes 425 amino acids. The transcript has 10 exons. Gene Ontology annotation, molecular function: metal ion binding.
AAAUAUAUAAAUAAAUAAAAAUCCGCGUUGCGUCUUUUUGACAAAGAAGGUGAUUUUAAAUUUUAUACAGAGCAAGUAGAGCAGUGCGAAGUGAUUUUUGUGAAAUCUUGAAAUCGCGGUAGGGUUUGUUUGUUGAGAAAUUAAUCAAAAACUCAAGAACAAGAAUCUUCAAUGAAAGAUCUUUGUAGAAAUUUCCAGCGAGGCAGCUGUCAAUAUGGAGACAGGUGUAGAUUCGUUCAUCAACAACAGCGAAAAUCUAAUAAUGCCUUUGGAGGACAGCAAAAUACAACUAACAACCCUUUUGGAUUUGGCUCUGCUUCUCCUUCUGCUUCUGCCCCCAACAACAACAACCCUUUUGGUUUUGGAACUCAAAACACCUCCCACUUAAAUGCCCCUCCUCGUUCUGAUUCCAAACCUAACCAAUUUCAGCCUUUUGAAAACAAAUGGACUCGAUCUUCAUCCAAACCACAGAAUGGCCCUCCACGCCAGUCAGAUAACAAUUCACAAGCAGUGAAUCAUAAAUGCACAGAUCCUGAGGUUUGCAAGCGCCAGAUUGUAGAAGAUUUUCAGCAAGAGAAACCACUUUGGAUACUUACAUGCUAUGGUCAUUGCAAAGGUGCUCCUUGUGACAUUCUUGGAGAUAUUAGCUAUGAAGAAUUACGAGCAGCGGCUUAUGAGGAUGCCAGGAAUGGAACGAGUUUGCCAGUAAUUGUUGAGAAAGAGAGAACAAUACUAAAAUCCAAGUUGGUUGAGUUUGACAAACUACUUUCUGAACCCUACAAAAUGCCUCUGAAUUCUUCUCUUGGAGCCAAUGCGAAUACAUUUUCACCAGCCACUCAAAACUACCAAUCUAAUGGAGCCAAUGCAAAUACAUUUUCACCAGCCACUCAAAAUUACCAAUCUAAUGGAGCCAAUGUAAAUGCAUUUUCACCAGCCACUCAAAAUUACCAAGCUAAUGGAGCCAAUGCAAAUGCAUUUUUACCAGCCACUCAAAACAAUGGUCCUUUAGCAGUCUCAAGCUUUAGCCAACUUGGCGCUUCACUGAACACUGGUUUUGAAAGGCCCUCUGGACCACAAAUGACCACUCCAGCGCAGCCUAGCACGACCUUUGGAAAUGGAGGAAACAUUUUCGGAUCCAACACUCAAAAUAUAUUCGGCAGUGGAAUCUCAGGUGCUCAAAGCAACCCCUUUUCUACACCAGUGGAGUUUACAAUGUUUCCAGGUUCAACUUCACAGUUCCAACAACCAUCCACUGCGUUCAAUAACACUAGCUCCACUACAAUGCUUCCAACAUCAGCUGUUCAGCUAAACACGUCCCAAGUAGAGAAUGUGUCCGUAGAUGAAAGUGUCUGGUUAAAGGAGAAAUGGGAUCCUGGAGAGAUUCCAGAAGUAGCUCCUCCGGAUAGAUUUAUUCAGGAUGUGAUUGGAUUGCAGAGUAUAAUCAACUGAUCAAUGAACAUGAAAAGAGGAUGCAAAAGCAAAGGCUCGAUUACAGUUGUUACGAGUCCUUCAUCGAUAUUGAUUAUUGCAAUCAUCUUGAUAUGUUUUUUUUUUCCUGAACAAACAUGAGUGUCAUAUCUGAUAUCUGGAUAGAAAAAAAAAUUAUGUAUUUUUGCAAGAAUCCUAGCUUGCAAGGAAGUAGUUUAUCUUUGUCAAGAAAAAAGAAAAUUACUUUAUCCUUUUUUAUUUGUAACAUGACAAAAAUUAUGCUCCUUAAGAUAGAGAAAUUUCAGUUUUAAGGACAAAUUCAGGUCCAUUUGAUACAAGUUAUGAAAUAUUUUUUUAUC